AUGGGCUGUGGGGGGUCAGUGAUGGCGAGUGGGGGGAGCGUGGGAGCAUUGAGAGUGAAGGAGGAGACGAGAGGAAGAGAAAAGAAGAGAGGAGGAAGUGAUGAGAUGAUUGUCAAUGGAGCAAAGAACGUGUCUGGGUGGUCGGGGAUAUGGCAUGUGCCACCCGCCUUCAGCGACAUGGGCUUUGCUUGCUGCCAAGAGAUCACGAAGUUUCUGAAGCCGCUCACUCUUCCAUCCGGAGAGUUUCUUUUCUUUGAAGGGGAGAAGGGCACGAGCAUGUACUUUGUCAACGAAGGUAGGAUCUCUAUCCGAGUCCAGGGCAAGCAGGUCGUCGUUCUGGAGAAAGGAUCUUACUUGGGAGAACUGGGGCUCAUGCUCCAGGAAGGAAGGAAAGCUGAUGCGUUCGCCCUCGACCAGUGCCUGCUACUUGAGCUUGAGCGCAAUGAUUUUUAUGAGAUCCUGGAAAAGUACUCUGUCCUUGCUUCCAAAUUGUACGAAAAUAUGUCCGACGACGUUCGCAUCCAUAUCAAGAAGACGGCAGAUGAAGCAGUGAUGGCUAUGGCUGUGGAGAUGUUCAAAGAGAGGACGCCGAGCAGCGACCUCCAACAUUCGCCGGUGCAUCUACCGGGCAGCCCUUCAAAAUCAUUUUCUCGUGCUGGGAGUGGAACGAAAUCAUUCAAGACGUUCAUGAGGGCAAAGAGCAACCCUGGGAGCUUCCACGCGGGGGUCCAGUACGCCCUCACGUUCAUGCAGGUCUUCUUGCAGGCCCGAGAGCCAUCGGAGGCCAGGUCUACUCGUUACGCUCGAUCUCGAUGCCUACAUGGCAUCUGGCCAGUGCAGGUUGUCGCUCCAGGUUUCCUGGUGAUGAUGGACCUGGAACUCUGCUCGAAGAUCAUUUCGGGGAUAGGGUUAUCAUAA
Messenger RNA from Guillardia theta CCMP2712, 918 nucleotides. RefSeq lists its product as hypothetical. NCBI's taxonomy places the organism in Eukaryota, Cryptophyceae, Pyrenomonadales, Geminigeraceae. The transcript is spliced from 7 exons. Gene Ontology annotation, molecular function: voltage-gated potassium channel activity. The coding region runs from base 1 to 918 and encodes 305 amino acids. The record is from RefSeq and is a predicted model, not a curated record. Gene Ontology annotation, biological process: regulation of membrane potential; potassium ion transmembrane transport.